GAUUCAUACCACCGGCCUCAUGCUAGCGCGCUAGUCACGCCUGUAUAUUCAGAGUUGGGCGGUAGGCCGCGGUUAAAGGGAAACUGGUCCCAAAUCAGAUGUUGUGAGAUAUUUCUUAUUUUAAACCAGUGGGUAAAAUAUAGAUUCGAUUUUGAAAAUGGCACUUGGUGAAGCGACACGUUCGCGCGUCACGUAAAACAAUUUGUGUUCUACGCAAAUGACGUAACGUAAUGAAAUGAAACUGCCUGCUAAGUAAUGCUAGUUAACUUAGCUUGGGCAACUUCUGAGGAAUAAAAAGGGGAAAAUCUUUCUUUGCCACCGCGUAAGAAACCAAAGAUGGCUGCCGAGAGGGCUGAGACCUGUUGGAUGUCGUAGAGAAGGGACUGUGUCUUUUAGAUAUGUGUAGAAUUUUAUGAGUUGAAUUUAUGCGGAAAUACGAUUUCAAAGCAGAGGAAUAUCGAGGAAAUGGAAAGAAGACUAGAGGAAAAGCUCCGAAUUAGUCAGAAAGAAAGACUUUCAAGUGGCAGUCCGAGCCGUUCUCUGAUGAGGACAGCGAUCGUAAUCCAGGAUGACUCCCUCCCCGCAGCACCUCCUCCUCAGAUUCGUAUUUUAAAGCGACCCUCCAGUAAUGGAUCUUUAGGAUCGUCUGUGACACAGACUCGACCCUCCCCACAAGUAAAAUCCUUAGCUCAGCGAGAGGCAGAAUACGCAGAGGCCAGGAAGAGAAUCCUUGGCAGUGCUACUCCUGAUGACACGCCACAGGAGAGACCCAAUUCAGACCGAUCCCCACGUGGAAGCAGCCAUACACUUUCGGAGGAAAACAGAACAGGAAACCAUGUGGUUCGACAGCCAGCAGGUCCAGAUGGUACACAAGGCUUUAACCAGCGCAGAUAGGAAUAGCAGCCUUUCCUGGGAGAACGGGAGAGGUGAUAGAGAUAGUGGGUCUCCCAGAACACUGUUGAAAUUCAGAUCAUUUUUAUCAAUAUUUAGGAUGUGGGAUGUUUUUCAAAUAGGUAUAAAACCCUCUCGAAUCCAGCACGGCAUGUGUGGAAUGUAACGGGGGAAAGAAACAUGAUCUCGAGGAGCAGAUGGGGAACGUUCCCCGCUUUUACACUGUGAUGAGGACCUCGCUUCCGGACACUGCUCACUGUGAUGUCCAGCCCUCAAAAUCAAAAUGAAAAUAGAGAGAAAAGAAACCGAACUGCGGAACUAUUGACCCUUCCUGACGUAACUCAGCUGUCACUGACAGCCAGCCUGUCAUGUCAAGCCCUCUGAAGAGACAUUUGAAUCAGAAGAUAACAAGUGCUGGACGUGCUAGAACCGAUAAAAGGAUGGUAUGAGGCACCAGCUUCCUUCAGCAAUAAUUCUAGAAAUAUCAGUAAUUAUUCAGACCUCCCUUCCACACUUUUCUCUGAAGCUUUUGUAUUGCUUGUGUUUGUCUUUUGUUUUAAUUUUGGUUAUUACUGGCUUAGUCUGCUAAUUGCCAUAUGUUUUUAAAUGGGUAAGAAACAGUGAGGGUAUGUUGUGGAAACUCAAGCUGACUUUAAGGUCUUUAUUGUUUACGGUUAUCUCCUUUUUUUCUUCUUCUGUUUUUCUUAUGUUGUUUUACUCAUGGGUCUUCCUCUGACUGUCCUGAUUUCUACAUAAAGUAAAGAGAAUAAAAACAAGAACUAGUAGAGAAUUAAAUGAGUGCAGCAAAUCACAUUUUUAAACCAUUUCUAUGCCUUUUAUAUGAUUUCAAAAGGUUAUUUUCAGACCCGUGCAUUUUAAGUAAAAUCCAACGGAAAGAUGACUUGUGUAAAUAUUUGUUGAGCUGGGAAGAACUGAAGGGAGUGAACCGAGGGGAGGGUGGAGGGUGAUGUAGCUGGCUCCCCUCGCCUCAUUUCUUUAUCAAAUCUGCUGUUGGAUAUUUUGUUUUUCUUUUUUUACUUAUGUAGGAACUCAGGUUGUUGUGAGGAAAUCUGAGCGGAUGGAUGAAGUUGUGUGUCAGAGGAUAAGUUUUUAACUGAAUAAUGGUGCAAUGUAAAAAGCUUACAUGAAGUAUGGCUUCAAGAUCAUUUGAAAAACACCUCUAUGACUGGAUUACAGAAUAUCCUAUAAGAGAUUAUUUAACGUUUAUUAAAACCUAAGAGAACAGAAAAGUGUGUGUUGCACCAGUGGCUUAACAACACAACUUUAAUGGAGUGUUAAGUUGACCUAGUUGCUUUGGCUCUUGCAAUACAGUGUCUAUACAUGAAGAGCCAUGACUGUAACUCUCUGCUUUUUUUUUUUUUAAUUUCCUUCCUAAACCUUCCUCUCCUGUGCUAUCCAUAAGUGAUAUCUCUGCCUCCUGCAGUUUAUGGAAAUACCCUUUAAUCUGAUAUGUCAUUGUUCACUCAUUGUGCUGUAACAAAUCAGGCCAGACAGGUUGGAUGGCCUGCCUGAGAACACAGAAAUCUGCCUGUAAAUACUUUUCAAAAUGCCCAUUUAAUAAAGACUUUUUAAAUAAAAAGA
Molecule: messenger RNA, 2493 nt
Organism: Cyprinus carpio (common carp)
Lineage: Eukaryota; Metazoa; Chordata; Actinopteri; Cypriniformes; Cyprinidae
Product: SUZ RNA-binding domain-containing-like
Source: RefSeq, a predicted model, not a curated record